This is a messenger RNA of Knipowitschia caucasica, 1578 nucleotides long. The record is from the annotation of a GenBank genome assembly. NCBI's taxonomy places the organism in Eukaryota, Metazoa, Chordata, Actinopteri, Gobiiformes, Gobiidae.
AUGUCGGAGGACCUGAGCUCCCAGCCCUGGUCCAUCAACAAAGAUGAUUAUGAGCUGCACGAGGUGAUUGGUAGUGGGGCCACUGCGGUGGUUCAAGCAGCCUACUGUACACCCCGGAAAGAGAAGGUGGCAAUCAAAAGAAUCAAUCUGGAGAAGUGCCAAACGAGUAUGGACGAACUCUUGAAAGAAAUCCAGGCCAUGAGCCAGUGCCACCAUCCCAACAUUGUGUCUUAUUACACUUCAUUUGUUGUCAAGGAUGAGCUGUGGCUGGUCAUGAAGCUGCUCAGUGGGGGGUCAGUCCUGGACGUGAUCAAGCAUAUCAUCUCACGAGGGGAACACAAGACCGGGGUUCUGGACGAGGCUAGCAUAGCCACCGUGUUGAAAGAUGUUCUGGAGGGCUUGGAGUACCUGCACAAGAACGGACAGAUCCACCGAGAUCUAAAGGCUGGAAACAUUCUCCUUGGUGAUGAUGGAUCAGUGCAAAUAGCAGAUUUUGGAGUCAGUUCUUUUCUAGCCACAGGCGGCGACAUGACGAGGAAUAAAGUACGCAAGACUUUUGUGGGGACACCGUGUUGGAUGGCUCCAGAAGUCAUGGAGCAGGUUAAAGGUUAUGAUUUUAAAGCUGACAUCUGGAGCUUUGGGAUCACUGCCAUCGAGCUCGCCACUGGGGCUGCACCUUACCACAAAUACCCUCCAAUGAAGGUCUUAAUGCUGACGCUGCAGAAUGACCCUCCCGCACUGGAGACAGGGAUCACGGAUAAAGAGAUGGUCAAGAAAUAUGGCAAAUCGUUCAGGAAAAUGAUCUCGCUGUGUCUACAGAAGGAUCCGGAAAAAAGGCCUACGUCGUCAGAGCUGUUGAAGCAUAAAUUUUUCCAAAAAGCAAAGACUCAUGAGUAUUUACACGACCGGUUACUAGAGCGGGCACCCACAAUAACAGAGAGGUCGAAAAGGGUGCGCAGAGUGCCUGGCUCUAGCGGACGACUGCAUAAAACGGAGGACGGGGAAUGGGAGUGGAGCGAUGAUGAGCUCGAUGAAGAAAGUGAAGAAGGCAGAGCCGCGGUAGCUGCUUUAAGGUCGCCACGUGUUAGAGACGGACCCGAGAAUUCAGAGAUUUUCCGGACUCCUGACCCUUCAAGCAGUAAUCUCCAUCCCCCAGUGGCUCAUCUACCUCAGGCUGCGGCCAGUCCUCAGCCCACAUCACCUCUCAGCCCUCAGGGCCCUGAUGCCUCUGCUUCUGCUGCUGCUGCUGUCCCCACACAGGCUCCAGCUGCUGUAGGCGAUGUCAACGCUGCCAUUAGUUUGGUAUUAAGAGUCAGAAAUUCUAAAAAGGAGCUCAAUGACAUCCGUUUUGAUUUUACACCAGGAAAAGACACGGCAGAGGGCGUGUCCCAGGAGCUGGUGUCCGCAGGCCUGGUGGAUGGCAGGGACUUAGUUGUAGUUGCUGCAAACUUGCAGAAAAUUGUAGACGCCCCUCCAGCCAAUAGGAAUGUCACUUUCAAACUGGCGUCUGGGAUCGAAGGAUCUGAAAUCCCAGAUGACAUCAAACUGAUGGGCUUUGCUCAGCUGAGCAUUAAUUAA